AUGUCGUGUCUGGUGCUGCUGCUGGCGGCGUGGAGCGCGGCCACGGCGAGCGCAGCGCGGGUGCUGAGCGAAAGAGGAGAGGAGAGCAGCUUCCUGAGAGGAUUUCAGGAGAGACAAAGAUCCGUCGGUAGGACGAGCGAAGACGAAGCUGCCAAUGGUGGUACAAUCCUUUCCGUCUCAGGUCAGACGGUGUGGUUUGGGGGGGUCCAGAGCGUCCCUUGCUAUAAGAUCGCAUAUUUCCAGGACGUGUCGAGCCGCGUGGCGUUCAGGGAGGCGCGGCAGGCCUGCGAGGUGGACGGAGGCUCUCUGCUCAGCAUCGACAGCCAGGCGGAGCAGGAGCACAUCGAGCACCUGCUGCAGGAGCUGAGGUCAGGAGCGGUGGGAGGAGGGGUGCUGGGAGGAGGAGGUGCUGCAGGAGGAGGUAUAGCGGAUGGGGAUUUCUGGAUUGGUCUGACUCGGGUGGACGGAGUGGAUCAGACUCAUGCUGAACUGAGCAACACGCUGACCUCGUGUCCACAGCUGUACCACUGGACGGACGGCAGCGUGGCGUCCUUCAGGAACUGGUACUUUGACGAGCCGUCCUGCGGCGGCGAGGCCUGCGUCGUCAUGUACCACCAGCCGACGGCGCUCGCCGGUCUGGGCGGGGCUUACCUGUACCAGUGGAACGACGACCGCUGCAACAUGAAACACAACUUCAUCUGCAGGUACGAGCCAGAGAGCCACCUGGUGAAGGAGCACGGAGACACACCUGCAGGGCGGGGCACAGAGGCGACAGCAGGUGGAGGUGUGGUCAAACAGCCUGCAGGCAGUGAGGAGGUCCCCCCUCAGGUCACCAUGGCUGGAUCUUCAGGUAUGUUGCUGGUGUAUGUUAUCAUUCCUACCAUCCCUCUGCUGUUGUUGAUCCUGGUGGCGUCGGGGACGUGUUGCUUCCAGACGCUCAGUCGGAGUACUCCGCGCUCAAAGACCGCCGCCGCGGGGCCGUCCAACCUCUGGAUCUCCAGGACGCCAAAGACGGACACCAUGGAGGUCUGACAUCACGGCCCGGCCCGGCCAAUCACAUUCAUCCUGCCGCCACCGGAGGCGGAGCUUUGAGAGGAUGAUGAUGUCAUUAGUUUUGAUUUCUGAUGUUGAUGUUUAUACUAGAAAUGUACAAAAGAGUUCACACAUUACUGCACAGAUACUUCUUCCUCCUUUAGCUCCUCCCUCCUUUCCUUCUCUUAGCUCCCCCUCUUUAAUUUCCUUCCUUAGCUCCUCCUCUUUUCCUUCUAACCCUAACCCUCCUCCCGUCUUUCAUUACAUUAAUUACAUUACAUUACAUGUUCAUUUAGCAGAUGCUUUUGUCCAAAGCGACUUACAAUAAGUGCAUUCAACCUGAUGGUACUAGACAUAGACCACAGGAAUCAAGUAAGUACAUAACUUUAAGAGCUAACUGUCAUCGCUACAGGAGUGCUAUAU
Messenger RNA from Centropristis striata (black sea bass), 1455 nucleotides. It is a transcript of the gene chodl, whose product is annotated as chondrolectin. Lineage: Eukaryota; Metazoa; Chordata; Actinopteri; Perciformes; Serranidae. Gene Ontology annotation, cellular component: cytoplasm. Gene Ontology annotation, biological process: positive regulation of axonogenesis. The record is from RefSeq and is a predicted model, not a curated record.